Molecule: messenger RNA, 303 nt
Organism: Fraxinus pennsylvanica
Lineage: Eukaryota; Viridiplantae; Streptophyta; Magnoliopsida; Lamiales; Oleaceae
Source: the annotation of a GenBank genome assembly
AUGGCCUUCUCUGAACGCCUGAAAGCAUUUAAACCCAAGCAAACCAUUUUGGAGGCUGAAGGGUUUCAAGGGCUCUUGGUGUUCCAUGCUAUUGGUGGUGGCACUGGAUCUGGGCUUGGGUCACUGUUGCUUGAAAGGCUUUCAAUCGUCUAUAGUAAAAAUUCAAAGUGUUUCACUAUUUAUCCCUCUUCUCAGGUUUCAACUGAUGCGGUUAAACCUUAUAAUUCUGUGCUCUCGACUCAUUCUCUUUUGGAGUACUCUGAUGUUGCUAUGCUGCUUGACAAUGGGGCAUUUAUAUAUUGA